This is a messenger RNA of Eucalyptus grandis, 1574 nucleotides long. RefSeq lists its product as hypothetical. Bases 156 to 1169 code for a protein of 337 amino acids. The record is from RefSeq and is a predicted model, not a curated record. The transcript is spliced from 10 exons. Lineage: Eukaryota; Viridiplantae; Streptophyta; Magnoliopsida; Myrtales; Myrtaceae.
CGCUCCCUCUCCGGCAAAGAAAUCCAAAACCACCAACCUCCUCCCGACAUUCUUCUUCUUCUUCUUAUUCCUCCUCCGCCGCCGCCGGUCGUCGCCGCCUGUCAUUCUGCGACUGAAUCCGCCGCCGUUUCUGGCACAGAGCAGCGGGCAGCAGAAUGUCCAUCGUCUCGACAACCUCGGCUCCUCCUACUCUCACUCCCCUCCACUGCCCGUCGCUCCCCCUCCUCCGCCGCCACCGCCGAAGCCCCGGCCGACCGCCGCCGCCGCCGCCGUUCCUAUCGCUCGCGGCCCCGCGCCCGAGGCGGCGCGAUGCCGCCUCCGGCCUCGUCCUCUGCCGCGCCUCGAAGUCGCAGGGUAACCCCGUGAGGAAGCGCCAGCCGUCCGGCGCCGGCAAGCGGAAGAAGAAGCCGGCGAAGGAGGACGGCGCGGCGAGGGAUGUGGAGAUUGUCGAUGAUUUCGUCAUCGGCGAGGGCGAGGGAGAGGGCUCCGGGGGCCUCGGUGCGAGCUCGGCGGGGUAUCACCCCACGCCCUUGCCGAAGCCGCCCGCCGGAUUCGUGGUGGAUGAUCAGGGCAGGGUCGUCAUGGCUUCGCACAAGCGUCUGGUUACGAUUGUUGAUCCUACUAACAACUUUCCCUUGGAGUGUGUUAUAAGGAGAAUUUUCAGAAGUUCAAGCGGUGAUGAAUGUAUGCUGCUUUGCCCUGCAGACACGCCGGUCCAGAUAUUGAAGAGCACCAAUAUUGAUGGCUGGUCAGCUGUAGGUGACGAGGAAGUUGAAUCUAUACUUCCUACAGCAGCUUUUGCUCUUGCAAAGAUACACAUGCACUUGGUAUAUAGUGGAUUCUGUUAUACUGCUCGGGGAGGGUUUUGCUACUCGGAAGAUGAUAUAUUUGAUUUCCGAACAGAUGAUGGUCAAGAUGUUGAUGGCUUACCCACUGAAGGAGUGGAAAUUACAUGCUUCCAUAUGGAUGGUGCACAUUACAUGAUUUAUACACCCUCCGAUCCACUUCUUUUUGUUGCCAUAAAGGAUCGCAACGGGAAGUUGCAGAUUGCUGAUGACGAUCUGUUGGAGGACCCUUCCAUAAUAAGUGCCAUAGAUGAAGAGACUGAGUUCAAUGCCUUAGUGGAGGAAGAAGCUGCCCUGCUUGAAUCACUGAUGGGUGAAAGAUGACAAAGGAGCUUGCCUGACACAAAAUAUAGGUUAUUUUGGAGGUGGCUGUCUUGAGAGACCAGUCUGGCUAAAGAAGCAAUGCAAAAAGAAAGGCCUUAACUUGUAGUGUUCUUUUGCCCUUAUGCCUGUCUUAUUGUAAAUGGUGAACUCUCUCUGGAGUAAGGUGCAAAACUGCAAGUAGUCAUUAUUCGUGUUAAUGCUUUCUAUUCCUCUAUAUUGGCCCUUUGUUCAGUGGUUUCUGAUGAAGAAAUCUUGCUUCACAUCAUUUGGAUUGGUCUGUCUCCAAAAAUUCAGGUCAAUAUAGAAGUUGAGGAGAUGUUAUUCUAGGAAAGACAUGGUCACUGUACAUAAUUGACGUGAAUUUUGUAAUUCAUUAAGCAUUUAGCCAUUAGUCCUUUUCUUUAA